Ananas comosus (pineapple) is the source of this 831-nucleotide messenger RNA. RefSeq names its product NAC domain-containing protein 21/22-like. Gene Ontology annotation, biological process: regulation of DNA-templated transcription. The record is from RefSeq and is a predicted model, not a curated record. Gene Ontology annotation, molecular function: DNA binding. NCBI's taxonomy places the organism in Eukaryota, Viridiplantae, Streptophyta, Magnoliopsida, Poales, Bromeliaceae.
AAGUGGCAUGCGUGGGGGGCGGCAAGGAGUGGUACUUCUUCAGCCUGCGGGACCGAAAGUACGCGACGGGCCAGCGGACGAACAGGGCGACCCAGUCGGGAUACUGGAAGGCGACGGGGAAAGACCGGUCGGUCAGCCGACGGGGAGUCGUCGUGGGGAUGCGUAAGACGCUCGUCUUCUAUCAGGGAAGAGCCCCCAAGGGCAGGAAGACUGACUGGGUCAUGCACGAGUUCCGCAUGGAAGUAGCACCUCAUCAUCAUCAUCCCCCAAAGUUUCCUUUUGUUAAGGGAGACUGGGUCUUAUGUAGAGUACUCAACAAAUCAAGAGGACUCACCUCCAUGCCAGUGACUCAAACCUGGCACAACGUAGACUCGAGCUCGGACCCGCCUCCGCUCCCGCCCCUUGUCGACACCUUUACCGCCUUCGACCGGGCCGCGCCAAGCUUCGAGGGGCAUGAGCAAGUGCCCUGCUUCUCCAACUCUCCUCUCCUCUCCAGGAGGGCGAACAUGGGAGGCAUUUUGGACAUUUUAUCUCGCGAUACGAAUGCAAUGAAGGGUGCCAUGAACCAUUUGACUAGGUUUCAGGGCGCUUCAAAUUCAAAUUCAAAUUCGAAUUCGAAUUCUAAUCCAAAUUCAAAUUUGGCUCAAGGACACUUAGAGAGCUACUUGGUUGAGCAUGGACUAACCAAUAUGUUCAACACCUUUUCGGCAUCGAUGUAGCGAGAUUGCAAAAUGGUUUAUUAUUAAAGGUUUGCUAUGUAUAAUUUGUAGCUACCCAUCAAAUUAAAUUUGUAAAUGCAUGUCUAUGGAAACAUACAUGAAUUGCGUUUGA